AUGCCUUCUUCGGAUUCUAAGCCCAACAUGUCGUUUGACACUGCCUCCAUCUCUACAGACUCGAUCGUGAGUGAGAAGGAGAGAGCACAAGCACAGAAGGACAAGAAACCCUCGCUGGCCAAGAGGGUCGUUCAAGCAAUCAAGAACAUCGAACCUCCUGAGCCAAGAAUACCGGAGGGUCGCGGCGAGGCUCUGCCGGCUUGGUCAAGAUAA
Cladophialophora yegresii CBS 114405 is the source of this 213-nucleotide messenger RNA. RefSeq lists its product as uncharacterized. Bases 1 to 213 code for a protein of 70 amino acids. The record is from RefSeq and is a predicted model, not a curated record. NCBI's taxonomy places the organism in Eukaryota, Fungi, Ascomycota, Eurotiomycetes, Chaetothyriales, Herpotrichiellaceae. The transcript is spliced from 2 exons.